This is a messenger RNA of Coniophora puteana RWD-64-598 SS2, 1306 nucleotides long. RefSeq lists its product as uncharacterized. The transcript has a single exon. Bases 157 to 1212 code for a protein of 351 amino acids. Gene Ontology annotation, cellular component: membrane. The record is from RefSeq and is a predicted model, not a curated record. Gene Ontology annotation, molecular function: GTP binding. NCBI's taxonomy places the organism in Eukaryota, Fungi, Basidiomycota, Agaricomycetes, Boletales, Coniophoraceae.
GACAACGACACGCACCACAAUAUCGAAGAGGCCAAUAGGCUUCGACGCGAGCAGGAGGAGCGUGAGCGUGCAGCUCAGGCAGCCAGGGAGGAAGCAGAGAGACGUGCGCGGGAGGCAGAGGAGAACGCGAGACGAGCUCGAGAAGCGGAGGCCGCCAUGCAGGCCGCAAGGGUGGAGGCGGUGCGUGCUAUGAGGGAAGCAGAGGAGGCCCGUGCUGCUGCGCAACGCGCGGCGGAGACGCAGCAAUACGAAGCACGGGAGAGGGAGAACCAGCUGAGGGACGAGGCAAGAAGAGCGGCGGAAGCUGCCCAGCAGGAAUUACAGAAGCAGCAGGCGAUCGCUGCUGAGGAGCAAAGGAAAGCGGCCGAGGCGCAGCGGGCUGCUGAGGCUGCAGCCAAGACGGCUGCUGAGGAGGCUAGCCGGGCUUUCGCAGCGAAGGAGGAGGCCGAGCGUCAGCUUCGCGAAGGCAUCCAGCCCGUCGUCAUGCCCUCCGCAGCGGACCUCGAGGAAGCCAAGCGUCGCAUUGGGUAUCAGGAGGGCUACUUCCACUUCGCGGUCACUGGAAUUGCGGGAAGCGGCAAGUCGUCUCUCAUCAAUGCAUUCCGCGGGUUGCGCAACCGCGAUGCGGAGGCUGCCGCGACCGGCAUCACGGAGACGACCUUGCAAAUGGCCCGCUUUCCCGACGCCAAUCCGGCCAACCACGUCGUGUGGUUCGACAUCCCUGGCGCGGGGACACUCAAGGUCCGCGACUGGCAGUACUUCAACGACCAGGGCCUCUAUGUCUUCGACGCGCUGGUCGUCCUUGUCGACAAUCGCUUCACGGCUACCGAUGUCGCUAUUCUGCGUAACGCACGCCUGUUUAACAUCCCGUGCUACAUUGUCCGCUCCAAAGCGGACACGCACAUCCGCAACGUAAUGAUCGAUAUGGGAUACGAUAGCCAGGAUGACGAGGAGGACGAGAGAAGCCGGGCGAAGCUUGAGGCUACGGCUCGAGAACACUUUGUCAGCGCGACGAGGCAGAAUGUGCGGGACAACUUGCGCAAGGCGGACCUGCCCGAUCAGAGGGUGUACAUCCUCUCGAACUCCACGAUGCUGAGCGUCAUCAAGAACACGGCUUCGUCGAAGAUGUCAAAGAAGCUCCUGGACGAGAAGGUGUUUUUGAAGGACUUCAUGGCGAACGCGCACGGUCAUGGUGAAGGCAUGAUGGCUUAGCUUGUGGUUGGCUAUGAGACUCACGACGUGUUACGUUAACAUUUCUUACUCGUUUGGUUCAUACGCGAUACUUUUGUGUUGUACUUUGUACCCC